CUUCAUUCUACUUUCCAGGUCUUUCUCAUCAUGAAAGUGAAGAGGCAGAAAGGUGUGCAAAGGCAUCUCAAGUUUUACUCUAAUAAUUUUGGAUUCCAUGCACCUUAUCAAGUGUUGGUAGAUGGAACAUUUUGUCACCAGGCCCUCAAGCAAAAAGUUAACAUUGUGGAACAAUUACAGAACUAUCUUGGACAUGGUUUGAAGAUUCUCACGACUCCAUGCAUAGUGUCAGAGACAGAGCGCUUUGGGUCUCUGCUAUUUGGAACAGCUCUCAUAGCAAAGCAGUUCCCUGUGCAUAAUUGUGGUCACAAAAAAUGUGUUGAUGGUGCUACAUGCCUAAAGGAAAUGCUUCAAGAUGGGAAUCCAAGCCACUACAUUUUAGCUACUCAGGAUCCUGUUCUUCAGGAACAUGCAAGGAAUCAUGCCAGAAUACCUCUCCUUUUCCUUCAUCGUAAUGCACCGACACUGGAAGCUCCCAGUAUGGCUGAUGUUCAGCUUUCUCAGGAAUUGUCAUCAGCUAAGUUACAUCCAUCAAUGUCACAACUUUCCACCCUCAGGACGCUCAAGAGAGAGAAGCUGGGGCUUGUACAGGAGAGGAGGAAGAAACCCAGAAAGAGGGGUGGCCCAAAUCCACUUUCUUGCAAGUUGAGCAAGAAGUCUAACAUUGAUCUCAAUGAGAAGAGACAAGUGUCAGUCAGGAAGAAGCAAAGGAAACGCAUCAAGAUACCAAAACAUAGAGUGUUUUUCGGCAUUGAGGUGGCUGAAGAAGUGGAUGCAGGCAACGAUGACAACAACGCCUGA
Messenger RNA from Darwinula stevensoni, 801 nucleotides. NCBI's taxonomy places the organism in Eukaryota, Metazoa, Arthropoda, Ostracoda, Podocopida, Darwinulidae. The record is from the annotation of a GenBank genome assembly.